AUGGGCUGGUUCGCUGCGCUGUGUUGCAUCCCUGGGCCGAGUAAACCGAGGAGGCUACCAGACGCUAACGAUCUCUCCGUCGACCAUCUCAGAUCCCCCGAAGCCAAAGCGCCCGUCCCACCCACACCCGCAUUCGAGCCAUACAGCGCCAAAGCCGCCGACCACCUCUUCGCCGCAUACGCCGACGCGGACGACGCGGGCGUGAUCGACCCCGACGGACUCGCGAAUCUGUGCACGGCCGGCCAGAUCUCGAUGGAGGGCGCGAUGCCGCUGUUGCUGUCGUGGCAGCUCGGAGAGGACGAGAUGAUGAAGCUCACGAAGGAUAAAUGGGUGAAGGCUACGGCGGAACUGCAGAUAUCAUCGUUGCCGACGCUCGCGCUCGCGUUAAACGAGCUAUACGACCUGCUUAUACUCCGCAAACCGGCUCUACCGCAUAAAGCCGAACGGGGACCUUAUAAUCGGGCGCGGUACUAUGCUUAUGCGAAGGAUCCGAAGAAGGCGUUUGCGGAGUUUUAUGGGUAUUUGUAUAAGCUCGUUACGCCUCCAGGGUCGAGGAAUAUUGAGGUGGACACUGCUCUGACGCUGUGGACUGUGGCGCUUGCGCCGGCGUAUCCCGUCGUGAGCGAGGUCGUGGAGUUCGUGAACGAGGCUGGCAGCUUCAAAGCGGUCAACAAAGACCUCUGGAGCAUGAUGCUGGAGUUUUGCGACACGAUCAAUCCGGACCUAUCUAACUACGACGCUGACGAUGGAGCAUGGCCGACGAUGAUUGACGACUUCGUCGAAUGGAAGAAGGCCAAGGAGAAGCCGGCCGGGGAGCACGUCGUCGCUGUCGAUUGA
Messenger RNA from Peniophora sp. CBMAI 1063, 837 nucleotides. NCBI's taxonomy places the organism in Eukaryota, Fungi, Basidiomycota, Agaricomycetes, Russulales, Peniophoraceae. The record is from the annotation of a GenBank genome assembly.